UCUCUCUCUCACCUGUAGUUGUUCAAACAUCCAUAAAUUAACAAGAUCUGUCUCUUUUUUCUUGUUUCCCGUUUCUGUUUUCAAGUUUCUGUCUUUGGGUGUUUGUUGUUUUGUUUUGUCAAGGUCUUAGAAAUGGCUGUUUCAGGGUUUGAAGGGUUUGAGAAGCGCCUAGAGCUCCAUUUCUUUGGAGAUGAUCCAGUGAAUAUUGACAAUAUGGGGCUUAGGCUGCUUGAUUUCGAAUCACUCGAGCAAGUUUUACAUGCUGUCCAAUGCACUGUUGUAUCAGCUGUUGGGAACCAUUUCUUUGAUGCUUACGUGUUAUCAGAAUCAAGUCUGUUUGUUUACCCUACCAAGAUCAUCAUCAAAACCUGUGGAACCACCCAACUCCUCAAAUCAAUCGGUCCAUUGAUCCAUUUUGCAAACAAUCUUGGCCUCACUAUAUGCGGGUGUAGGUACACGAGGGGCAGCUUCAUUUUCCCCAAAUCACAACCUUUCCCUCACACCAACUUCAAAGAAGAAGUCAUUUACAUUGAAGAAAACCUCCCCAACAAUCUUUGCCAUAGAAAAGCCUCCGUUUUGCCUUCGAAACUCCCUUCUUAUUCAUGGCACGUUUUCACAGCCAGUGACCAAACUCACCUGCCACAAUUUGCCUUGAAAUCCCCCGACGUUAUGUUCACUGUCGAAGUUUGCAUGACCGAACUCGACCGCUAUCUAGCACGUAAGUUCUUCAAAAAAGCUGGAGAUAGCAAAACAGGGGACUCAGCUGGCAAAGAAAUGACAGAGCUAACAGGCAUCGACAACAUCAACCCUGGCGCCUUCAUUUGCGACUUUGCAUUUGACCCCUGCGGCUACUCCAUGAAUGGCAUUGAUGGUGAUCGUUACUCAACAAUCCAUGUCACCCCUGAAGAUGGCUACAGCUACGCUAGCUUCGAGUGCGUGGGGUCCAUUUACGACGACCAAGAUGACACUGUUGAAACCCUGAAGAAAGCAGUUCAAGUUUUCAAACCAGCAACAGUUUCAGUUUCGACAACAAGCAAUAGCCAUGAAGUUUGGACAAGGGUGGCACAUGCUUUGGAGCCACUGGGACUCAAAUGCCGGAGCUGUGCAAUGGACGAGUUCCCCACCGCCGGUACCAUCGUUUUCCAAACGUUCACCGCGGCUCGCCGUAAAUAAGCCGGAGAAAGAAAACCCAAAACAAAAGGUAGAUAAAAUCAGAGAAGUAGAGAGGUUAGUUGGAGAAAAUUUUAAUUGGAGGAAAAUCAAAGGAUAAAAAUAUGAUGACGUGGAGGAAUUUUAUUGGUUGAAAAGAGUGAUGAAUGUGGUGUUGACUCA
Messenger RNA from Durio zibethinus, 1332 nucleotides. Lineage: Eukaryota; Viridiplantae; Streptophyta; Magnoliopsida; Malvales; Malvaceae. The record is from RefSeq and is a predicted model, not a curated record.